ACAGACAUAAAUUCAGGGUGUGUGUGUGAGAGACUCAGAGAUCAAACUUUCUGUCAAGGUCUUUUCUCAACACUGUAGAGAUUACAGAGGUUAUUCUCAGGCUUCAGGAUUAAAACCCAUCUCACAUCAUGUGUACCGGAAAAUGUGCAUUUUGCGUCGGGACAAGCCUGUACCCGCUGGCGGUCAUCUCCAUUAUCUGUAAUAUUAUUCUGUUUUUUCCUGGCUGGGAUGUUAAGUACUCGCAGAAUGGACAACUUACUGAGGAGGUCAAGUACAUGGGAGGACUGGUCGGAGGGGGAGUAAUGGUGCUGAUUCCAGCAUUUCACAUUCACCUGACUGGAAAACAAGGUUGCUGUGCUAAUCGCUGCGGGAUGUUCCUGUCCAUUUUAUUUGCAGCUGUUGGUGUAGCCGGCGCUCUCUAUAGUUUCAUAGUGGCGCUUAUGGGUCUAAUCAAUGGGCCAUACUGUGGAAUUGGCCUUAUUUGGUCCACUCCCUUUAAAGACAGGAACGAGAGUUACCUUAAGCACAGUGACACAUGGGACAUUUGCACAGAGCCGAAGAAUGUGGUGGAGUUUAAUGUGGGUCUGUUUUCUACACUGCUGGUGACUAGUGCUGUGCAGCUUGUCCUCUGUGCAGUCCAGAUGAUCAACGGCCUCUUCGGCUGCCUCUGUGGAACCUGCAAAAAAGACAAGGGGCCGCUGUAACUCCUCACUGCUCCCGGGAGAUUAUAUCCAUCAUACCUGCCUCCAUCAUAUCCAGCCUCCCAAUCAGCUUCCGAGCGCCAUCUUCUGGAAGAUGUUGAAGAAUUUAAUAGAAUGUUUUUGUACUUUGUGUGUGUACACGUGUAAUCUCUUCAUAUCUUCAUGUUUACUGCUGACAUUUUGUUUUACUACUGUUUUUUUAAGUAAAGGCAUGUGCAUACUGAGUGAAUCAUAUUUUUUAAAGAAAAUUGUGUUAAUUAAUGGCAUAACACUUGUUUUGUAUGUGUCUGUAUUUUUAUAGGCUAGAGAUGAAAUGAACAUACUAAGAAUAAAAAAUAGAAACUGUUACACAA
Molecule: messenger RNA, 1054 nt
Organism: Danio aesculapii
Lineage: Eukaryota; Metazoa; Chordata; Actinopteri; Cypriniformes; Danionidae
Gene: tm4sf21a
Product: transmembrane 4 L six family member 21a
Exons: 5
Coding region: 129-704 (191 amino acids)
Cellular component (GO): membrane
Source: RefSeq, a predicted model, not a curated record